Molecule: messenger RNA, 567 nt
Organism: Spirometra erinaceieuropaei
Lineage: Eukaryota; Metazoa; Platyhelminthes; Cestoda; Diphyllobothriidea; Diphyllobothriidae
Source: the annotation of a GenBank genome assembly
AUGUGGCACAAUCACGAGACCGAUCCUCUACUCGCAAGGCAUUACGCUAUCAACCGGAAGCUCAAUCCAGAAGAAAAGGGGUUUCUCAAAGUUCUGUUGAGACACGACCGGCUGUCUAAUCAGGAGGUUGUUGAUGAAUUUCACAGUACGCGUCAUUUUUCCUACCUAUGAUCCAUAGCGAAAUUCGAUAAGGUUCUAACCUCAAGAGACGUAGCCAGGUAUAAAUACCUUAUGAAGAAGAAUGGAGACUUAUCAUGUACAGCGGAUAUACCGAAAGUGGAUUGUGAUUCUGCACACGGUAGCAUCAGUUUUAUUUUAAAACAUCCUUUCAGAUAACCGCAGCAUGCCUCUUCCAGAGAAGCAAGAGACCUGGCGAAUCUUGACGGAAAACGUUCGGCUCAUGCUGGAGGACUUUAACGAUGAACAGUUCAAAGGUCUUCUAAGUCAAGUUGAAGGUUUCUGUAGAGCUGUCAAGGCCGGUAAAUAUGGCGAAGCAGAGCCAAGUGAGUCUGAUUUAUGUCAAAGAUAGUGUUUUUAGUUCAGACUAGUCGAUCGAAGGAGUUUUGA